This is a messenger RNA of Thunnus maccoyii (southern bluefin tuna), 2968 nucleotides long. RefSeq names its product nuclear receptor subfamily 1, group D, member 2a (gene nr1d2a). Gene Ontology annotation, biological process: cell differentiation; hormone-mediated signaling pathway; negative regulation of transcription by RNA polymerase II. The transcript has 8 exons. Gene Ontology annotation, molecular function: zinc ion binding; RNA polymerase II cis-regulatory region sequence-specific DNA binding; nuclear receptor activity. Lineage: Eukaryota; Metazoa; Chordata; Actinopteri; Scombriformes; Scombridae. Bases 319 to 2136 code for a protein of 605 amino acids. The record is from RefSeq and is a predicted model, not a curated record.
UUGAGAACAUUUAGUUCUCUUGACUCACCCGCAGUCUCACAACAAGGGGGAGUUCCUCCGAUUCAGCAGCACAGACGCUCCCCGACCUGCCUCGCUCAUGAGUCACAGACUAGGACCUGCAGAUUUAUUCCCCGAAAAUAGAAGAAGGAGAACAAUCCUGGCAGGAGCUACAGCGUACAUAUCUGAAAGUCUUUCUGCUUUCGUACACAGUCGCUAAGUUUAGUCUGCAUCCUUUUUCCCUGACAGUGACAGACAAGUCCGACUUUUAACAGUUGAUCUUUCUGUCGGGAUUUUUUUUCCUUUUCCUCGAUCAGAGAGAUGCCUGAGGACAUAGGGACAGCCAAGCCCGGAGGAGUCAUCGCCUACAUCUCCUCCGGCUCUGCCUCCACCCCUGAGUCCUGUAUGAGCACCAGCCCCAGCAGCGGCUACCUGUCCACAUCACCGCCUCUUUCCCGCCCCUCGCUGCCCAGCAGGGCCGUGGGCAUGGUGGUGGACAUCGCCCCGCCUGCCAAGAGCGGGUCUAGAAUGGGCCAUGGUAUGGAGAAGGCCGGGCGCUCUUCCACGUCCGCCAAGAGCAGCAUCACCAAAAUCAACGGCAUGGUGCUGCUGUGCAAGGUGUGCGGAGACGUGGCCUCGGGCUUCCACUACGGCGUCCAUGCUUGCGAGGGCUGCAAGGGCUUCUUCAGGAGAAGCAUCCAGCAGAACAUCCAGUACAAGAAGUGUCUUAAGAUGGAGAACUGCACCAUCAUGAGGAUCAACAGGAACCGCUGCCAGCAGUGCCGGUUCAAGAAGUGUUUGGCCGUCGGCAUGUCCAGAGAUGCUGUCAGAUUCGGUCGCAUCCCAAAGAGGGAAAAGCAGAGGAUGCUGCUGGAGAUGCAGAACGCCAUGAACAACAUGAUGAGCAACAACAGCCAGCUGCACAGCAUGCUGCACGGCCACCAGAGCCCGACGCUGCCCAUGGAGUCCCUGCCCAGCGACGCCAGCCCCUCGCCCUCCUCUUCCUCCUCCUCUGCCUCCGAUUCUUCGUCGUGCUCCAACCCCUCCUCCCCGCAAUGCCCCCAGGACUCGGAGUCUGUGGUUUCCAUGGACACCAACUCCAGCUCUGCCUCGUCUUGCGCGUCAGACAGCGGCGAGGACGAGGCCGUCGUCUCAAUGAGCAGGCAGCACCAAGAUGCCUUCGCUUACAGCCAGCAGAGGUCCCUGCGACAGGAACAGGUCUCGCCAUCGCCGGUCACGGUCGCCCAGGAGACGGUGUGCGACAGUCGUAUGGAGGAGCAACAGGAGAGCUGGAACAGCUGGAACAACAAUGUCGUCAUCAGAGGUUACCAGCACAGUUCAUACAGUAACAGCCAACACGUCACCAACACUGCUUACAGGGAGGAGAGAGGAGUUUACCAGCAGCAGCCUCAGCAGCAGCUCAACAGCGCCCCCAGCUGCGAACCAUCAGACGACAGCCAAAGACCGCAUGAAUUUAACACACAAACUGCCUCAAGUGGUUACAGUGGACCAACCAACAGUGUGAACAACAGAGCACACUUGGUAUGUCCGAUGAACACCUCGCCAUACGUGGACCCCCGCAAGCCCAGCCAGGAGAUCUGGGAGGAGUUCUCCAUGAGCUUCACCCCCGCCGUGCGGGAGGUGGUCGAGUUCGCCAAGAGGAUCCCGGGCUUCCGUGACCUCCCAGAGCACGACCAAGUCAGCCUGCUGAAAGCUGGAACUUUCGAGGUGCUGAUGGUCCGAUUCGCCUCUCUGUUCAACAUGGUGGAGCGGACGGUUACCUUCCGUAGCGGCAAGCGUUACAGCCUUGACACACUACGGUCGCUCGGCGCCGGCGAGCUGCUCAACUCCAUGUGUGAGUUCAGCGAGAAGCUGAUGGCGCUGCGGCUGGACUCCGAGGAAAUGAGCCUCUUCACUGCUGUGGUGCUCGUCUCAGCCGAUCGCUCAGGAAUCCAGGACCUCAACUCAGUGGAGGCCCUGCAGGACAAACUGAUCCGGGCCCUGCGAAACCUGGUGAUGCAGAACCACGGCGAGGAGUCAUCCACCACUUUCACCAAGCUGCUCCUCAAACUUCCCGAGCUGCGCUCACUUAAUAACAUGCAUUCAGAGGAACUGCUCUCCUUCAAAGUGCAUCCUUGAAAGCUUCCUAAAACCACAUCCACACACCUCCACCAGGACCUGCCUCUUACCCCCCUUCCCCCCCUCCCUCCUCCCCUCUGUAUUUGACCAACCCAGAUGUGUGUUUCUUUGUAGAAUGUAUUGAAAAGUUAUUUUUUAUUCUAUUUUUGUUAAGUAGACCAUGUGGGGUCUGAAGAGAGAAGAUGAAAUGUACUGUAUUUAUAGAAGACAUAGCUUACGCUUGUUGCACACAAACACACGCAAGUGCACGUGUGUCAGAGGUUCCUAGUUUUGCAAAAGUUUGGAGGCACUUUUCUAUUUUCAAUAGAAAGAAAAAUACUUAACUGGCUUUGUGAGAUCAUAGAGAGCAUAAACCAAUGUUAAUGAAUUAAUAGAUAAUAUGAUUUUUAGCAUUUAUGUUUCCUCCAAAAGCCAUUUAAUUCAAAAGUGUAUUCUCUAAUAAGCGGGCGAAUGUGAGAGACAAUACAUACCUUACAUACCGCAUGUUCAUUUGGUCCAAUAUUUUGACUGAUACAUGUCGGCGAGAAAGGCAAGCUAUCGGAAAAUGUAUUGACGAAUGUGUGACGAUUGCUGCUAAUGCAUGGCUGUACUUAAUGCGAACAACUAUACUUGGAUCUUCUCCCCUUUUUGCCUCAGAAAGCAUCAGUUUGUUGUUUCAACUUUCUGUGUGUAUAGUGUACUAUUGUUUUUUUCUUUUUUUAAUUUAAUUCUUUUUUUUACAUGUCAACUGCCUGUACACUGCCUGAUGAUUUCUGGGGGGAGUCGAUGACGUUAUUUUUCAGCAACACUACAUUUGCACAAGUUCUGGAGCAGAAAAAACCCAAGUGACACA